Molecule: messenger RNA, 2814 nt
Organism: Gryllus bimaculatus (two-spotted cricket)
Lineage: Eukaryota; Metazoa; Arthropoda; Insecta; Orthoptera; Gryllidae
Source: the annotation of a GenBank genome assembly
GUUUUGACAAUUGAGUAGCGCCACCCGUGUCAAUUUGUGUUCAUAAUUCUUAGAUUGCUUUUGAUAAUUACGUAAAUUUAUUGGUUAUUUUCGUGGUUUCUAAAACGCUUCUGAAAAUAUAUUUUGUAAAUAUUUUUAGUGAAUUCCUCAUGAUGAUGCAGAGGAGUUCUAAGACAUAAGAUUUUUUAUUCCCGCCACCCGUCUUGUCGCCGGGUUGUUGGCUGCAGGGGUUCGGAUAAGGGUAUAAGUGAAGCGUUUUCGUGUGGGUGUGGAUCUCUCUCCGUAAAAUACCCCUCUGGAAAUAUGUGUGAAACUGCGCGAGGUAUAGAGGAACUUCAAUUAGAAGAGCGUUUAUUCAAGAAUGUAAAGUUUUACGUCAGCGGAAGGGUGAAAGAUGAGGUGCUGAGUUUGCUGCAAGAGCACGGUGGCGAGCGUAUGAACUAUUUCUCCGAUUUUGUGACACAUUGUGUUGUUGGUGACGAUGCUUCCGAAAAUGACAUUUGUGAUGCCAAAGAGUUGUACGAAGUGCCUGCCGUGUCACAAAACUGGGUGACAUUGUCAGUGAAGUGCAAGAAAACUCGGGGAUUCCCUCCCCCUGAUUCCCAGCUCUUUGGGGGAAUUUUUGCUAGUGUUGCCAGGGUGAGCCGUUCAGACCGCAUUGCACUUUGGGCUCUUUUGAGCUUUCAUGGAGGCCACAGCCAGCCUGCUCUUAGUGCCCAGUGCACCCACCUCAUCACCACACAUCCGUCGGGAGAACGAUAUACAAAGGCUUUACAAAGAGGCCUGAUCAUUGUGACUCCUGACUGGGUGGUAGACAGUGUGCGCCGGGGCACACGUUGUGAAGAAGCAACAUACCACCCACGUUUGCUCGUUUUUCCACCACCUGUGCUACCUCCUGCUUUGGGCCCAGCACAGGCUAACACAGUUGCUUCGGAUAUGGGCAGCUAUGACAGCCUAUCCAGAUCACAGAUUCUGGGUUUCUCUGAUGGUUCGCCAGCCUCUGCAGCAGCAACAGGUCUUGGAGGGCCUGUGGGCACCUCAGGUGCCAGUAAGGCUUCUCUGCUAGAGCAAUUAAAACAACGUAUGCCUUGGAAUCAACAGCAGCCACCACCACCAUCUCAACCACAGCCCCUACCUCCUCAGCCUCAAACUCAACCUCAAGGACCAGUGUCAAUGCCUCCUAAAUGUCCUGUUGCUGUGAGUAGCGAGCAAGUGGGUGCUUCUGGAGGAUUACUAUCCACAUUAACUGUGGGCUCUAUGGGGCAAUCACCCAACACUACUAUACACCAGUUGACGCCCUCACAACAACAACAGCAACAACAAAUGGUCCAGCAGCUACGUACGCUGGGGCCACAUUUGAUACAACAAAGGCAGCUGCAACAACAACAACAACAACAACAACAACAACAACAACAACAACAGCAACAACAGCAACAGCAGCAGCAGCAGCAGCAGCAGCAGCAACCACCCCAAUCUCAGCAACAACAUGCAGGAUUAAUUCUUGGUAUUCAGCAGCAACAACAGCAAGCACCAGGACAACAACUGCAACAACAUUUGCAACAGCAACAACUUCAACAGCAGCAGCAGCAGCAGCAGCAGCAACUUCAACAACAGCACUUGCAACAACAGCAACUUCAACAGCAACAACUUCAGCAAAUGCAGCAGUCCCAAGCUUCAUCUCAGCAGCUCCAACAGCAUCCGACUCCACCUCAACGCAUAGUGCUGCAACAAACAGCUGGAGGCCAGCAAUGGAGGCCACCAGGCGGUCCAGGGUUAGUACCUGGGCAGCAAUUAGGGCAAGGACAGCUACAAGGGCAACCCCAUCUGCAGAUGCCACCUGGGACACAAGGCACUCAACUUUCCCAAGGUCAACCUCCUUUGCAGGUUCACAAACAACAAUUUAUUCUCCGGGAAGGUCCUCCAGGACAACCACCACAGCAGUUUGCUGUCACCGUGCAGCAGCGAGAAGUGGUAUGGCAACAGCAACAGCAGCAGCAGCAACAACAACAACAACAGCAACAACAACAGCAGCAACAACAACAGCAGCAGCAGCAACAACAGCAGCAACAACAGCAACAACAGCAGCAGCAGUUCCACUUACAGCGACAGCAACUUCAGCAACAACAGCAGCAGUUGCAACAACGCCAAAUUACAUGGAGUCAGCAACCACAACCUCAGGGCCCACCAAGGCAGCUGAUACAUCUGGACCCUGCAACACAUGCACAGCUGCAGCAAAUGGAUCCCCAACAACGUGCCCUCUUUAUUCAGAAGAUCCAGAAACAGCGACUGCUACUCCAGCGUCAGCUUCAGCAGCAAGCGGGCGUGGGGCCGGGCCCCGGGCCGGCCGGCCCGCCGCCGCAGCCCGCACAGCAGCCCCCGCAGCUGGUGAUCCGCGGGCAGCUGCCGCCCGGCAUGACGCCGCAACAGUGGCUUCAGCAGCGCCAACAACAGCAGCAGCAGCAGCCUAACGAGAAUUACAUUAGAUGUAGACUUGUAGAUGUUUAUUACAUAACUGCAAAAUUGAUUCAUCAGGAAUCUGUUGGAUCUAAUAUUGGGCAGUUUUCUUCUAACAUGUUAAUUGCGCAGGCUGCCGGUGGCGCUUGGAGCGGCGGGCCGGGGCCGGGGCCGGGGCCUGGGCCUGGGCCUGCGCAGCCCACGGCUGAGCGCCAGCAGCAGUUGCAACAGCAGCUGCAGAUGCAGGAGGCGGCGAAGCAGCAGCAACAGCAGGCGGUGGCCGCGGCGGCGGCGGCGGCUGCGGCGCAGGCGCAGCAGCGACUGGUACCCCCGGGGGCCGCGGCGGGCGGCGCGGCGCAG